This is a messenger RNA of Cetraspora pellucida, 2991 nucleotides long. NCBI's taxonomy places the organism in Eukaryota, Fungi, Glomeromycota, Glomeromycetes, Diversisporales, Gigasporaceae. The record is from the annotation of a GenBank genome assembly.
AUGAAGCCAAAAAGAAAAAUAAUCCAAGAUUACGGCAAACUAAAGAGAGAAAUUCUCAACAAACUACGUGUUGCGAAAACUGUAGAAGAACAACUUGUUCAGUUUUCAGAAGUUACACGGAAGUUUGACGAAUAUCCCAAUCCAAAUUUAAUCUGCAACACGUUGUCGUUCCUUGCGGAAUGCUUCAGAACUUGUGAUAAGAAUGAAAUCCGAUACUGCCUUUUAAAAGUAUUCAAAGAAACUGAAAAAUACAUUAAGCAAACUGAUAGUGCCGCUCUAGACCAUACAGUGAAAAAUAUUUUUUAUCUUUUGGAAAACCGAAGCAACGAUACUGUGGCUCGUGCAAUAGCUUUGAGGAUUCUUGGUUAUUUAUCCAUUUUAUUAACAGAUCGAAUUGAUAUUCAACAUGGAAUACUUCAACGUUUAGAUUCUACUUUUCCGAUUGAAGCGAAUGCUGCUAUAUUUGCAGCAGACAAGUUAUGCGCUAAAUCUGAAAAAUUUUCUGUCAUUUUAUGUGACAAACUAGAAACCAAAUUUCAAUCCAAUAACUUACAAAUGACUUUUAGAAUAAAAUUAAUACGUAUAUUACGGCAUAUGCAUUGGGAAAUAAGCCUGGCUCAUAAAUCAAGAAAUAUAUGCCUUCAAAUGCUUGAACAAAGUUCUGAUGGAAAAACGCAGUCAGCCAUCUUGAGAACGUUGACAUUAUUAUCUUGGCAUGCACUUGUUGAUAGAUCUGAUCAAGUAGAGCUAUUAACUGAGUAUGCAAUUAACGGUUCAGAUGAAUGUAUGAGAAGUAGCGCUUUGGUUGAUUUAUUGAACUUGGCUAAAAAAGAUUCAAUUUUCAGUAUUUCGCAUGCCUUGAGGUUAUUGAAUUUAGUAGUUAGUGCAUCAGAACAAAUUAUCAAAGUUAAGGCAUUACGUAUAUUGACAGUCUUGAUUAAACGUGGAAGGUUACUCGCUGAUCUUUUGUCACAAGGAUCUGAUCAAGACUUAUGCAUCGAAGCUCUUCAUUAUAUUCAAAGUUGUGAGGACAUGAUUCACCAUAUUAUUGGUGAAGUAAGCAUAGUUGCUGCUCAAUUUUGUGCUGAACUUGUCAUAGAAACACGACGCAUUGUAUCUCAUACAAAUAUUACAAUUUGGGCAGAAUGGAAUACGUACAUUGGAGAACUUUCUUCAAAAAUCCAAUCGUCAAUUCUAUCAACUAUUGUUACAUUGAUGCAAGUUGCAGAUAUAAAUACAUCAGAUCGUGAUAUCCACAGGAAAAUCAUCAAAAAGUAUCUUAAAUUUCUUUUUUCUAUGUGUUUGUCAGAUGACACAAUGGCUUUAGAUGUGUCAAGAUCUAUUAUUGGAAUAAUACAAGAAUAUGUUGUAACGAAAAAUGACGACAUUCUUGUCGAAGUUUCUAAAUUUAUUUUAAUGGUUGGUAAAGUUAGGAGAUCAAUAAUUCAAACGUUAAUGCAAGAUUUAAUCGCAGUCCUGAAAUCAGAUGAUCUUUUGCAAACGCCACGAUCGUUUACUCUCUUGACAAAAGCUGCAUUAAAAGCACCUCCUGAAACUAGCGCAGAAGCAGAAAGUUUUCAACAAGCGAUUAUUGCAUCAAUUAAAAACUUUGGUCAGUCUGAUGGAACCACAGUUUAUAAUAAUCAGUGGGACAUUUAUUUGAUUGGUGUUGAUGCUGGAAAAUCUGGAUGUUUUUCUAUCAUGGCGAAUAUUAUGCAAUUCUUUGUUACAUCUGUUGAUGUAGACGCCUCAAGAUAUUGGUUGAGAGCUCUAAUUAAUAUCGCAACGGCAGAGAAAGGAAUAGUUAUGAAAGUGGGCAUAGAUCAAAUGUUCGAUUUGCAACCAGGGAAAAUCGAUAUUUUGGAUACGGUUGAAGAUUCUAUCCGUCGUUAUGCACAGGGUGACGAGGAAUUAAAUGGAUUUAUGGCACUUAUGGACAUAUCUCAUCAAAGAUUAUUUGCCAAAUGGUUUUACCUUCUUCGAGUUGAAUUUUUUAAGACUAUGAAAUCCCUUUUGGAAAAGUUGAAUCUAUAUAUGAAUCCUAGAAUUAGACGUCAAAAAAAGGAUAUGAUUGAUAUUCAAGAAAUGCUGUUAAGAACCGCACAUAUGCAUGAUUUCGUAGCACAUUCAUUUUUUGAUGUUGAUAAGAAAAGUUUGGAAAUUUUAGAAUCAUACAGGAUUUACUGCCUAAUCUUGGUAUACGCCAUAAAAAGUCUUCUUACUGGAGUUGAAUUAAAUAAAGAACACAUUGAUCCUUCCCUGAUUCCAUUGAUUCCAAUGAUACGACAUUUGAGUAUUGAUAUGAACGGUGUUACCAGCUCAUUGAAAUCUGGUGAGAUAGAUCAACAGGAAAGAUUAGCAUUGUAUACCCGAUCUAUUCAAAUAUUAGGGGAAAUUGAACAGCAUAAGCUUCAAAGUUCUUCAUCGGAUCUAGCAUUAGUUGUUCGUGACUUUGCACGUGCAAUGUUAAAAAUUCCAAUGAACAUUCCGCCAUAUUUUUUUGACAGGCAGCAAAGAACACGUAUCCAUUGGCUUGAUGUCCCAUAUUUUAAAGGAAUCAAUAAAUCAAUUUUGGUUCAAGAAAAGCUUGUUCUCAAAUUGGAAGGAAUAGUACAGUCAGGUUAUGAUGAUGUAUCAAAGAAAUUGCAAAGCAUUGAAAUGAUCAUCUUUGGAUCAAAUAUUGAUUUCUUUGAGAAAUCUAACCCAGAGAAUUCUUUAUUAAAUAACUUAAAAUUUUCAGAUGCAGCAUUAAAUUGUAAAGAAUCUACUACAAAAAAUACUGAAUCAUUGCAAACUUCGGUUGUUGUUUGUAGUGUAGAGAUAAACAAUGUUAAUUAUUUUGCAGCAUCGGUUAUCUUUCCGUUUCCGGUAGGUAAAGACGGUUGUAAGUUUAUUAAUGUUCAUACCAGGAUUGUUGAUGAUCAAUCUGUCAUGUGGACGAUUGGGCCCGACUUGAGAAUAGCGGCUCCUUCUUUCAAUACAAUAGCAUGA